Molecule: messenger RNA, 1077 nt
Organism: Limanda limanda (common dab)
Lineage: Eukaryota; Metazoa; Chordata; Actinopteri; Pleuronectiformes; Pleuronectidae
Product: leucine-rich repeat-containing protein 19-like
Exons: 6
Coding region: 1-1077 (358 amino acids)
Biological process (GO): positive regulation of non-canonical NF-kappaB signal transduction; interleukin-8 production
Cellular component (GO): plasma membrane
Molecular function (GO): signaling receptor activity; protein binding
Source: RefSeq, a predicted model, not a curated record
AUGAUGCAGAGGUGCCGGCAACCUCUCCUGCUGCUGUGUGUGACUGCAGUGCUGGUCUUCAAUAUCCUGGGAAAAGUUGCUCAGGCUGCGGGAGAGGAUGCUCCGGAUGUGAAGAACUUGACCAGCACGGCUCUGCAGGUCAUUCCCAGUAAUGACAACAAGUCCAACGUUACUAAACUGCUGGUCCAGGGGAACCAGAUCACUCUAAAUGAGACGGACCAACAAGCCCUGGCCUCUUAUUCCACACUGGCAGAACUCCACUUGGAUGGUAACCUGGUGACUGCUGUACCAGCCAAGUACUUCUCUGGGGUUCCACGUCUCAGAGUGCUAUCUCUGUCCAGGAACAAUAUCACAUGCCUGGAUCCUGAGGCUUUCUUUGGCCUGGAUGUCCUGACAGAGCUGGACCUGUCCAACAAUCGGCUGACUAGCCUCCCCACACAACUACUCAGAGGGAUGAACAACCUUCAGAAGCUGAACCUACAGGGAAACCCUUGGAAUUGUUCCUGUCCACCGAUGAGUAUCAUUGGCGAGAUCACAGCAGCAAACAUUACCAUUGGGCCACCUGGAGUCACCUGUGCUUCUCCAGAUAAACAGGCUGGAAAAUAUAUUUUAGCGGUUGCAGCUGUGUGUGACCCAUCAUCAUCACUCGCAACUACUACUGACCAACAAAAACCAACAACACCGGUCACCUCUCACCAGUCCCAGGCUUCAACCACUACACCGACGACAACACUGUCAUCCAGCCAGAACCACAGCACAAACAAUGACCAGACUCCGGUGCUCGGCAACGCAUGGAAGUUCACAGCAUGUGUCGUAGCCCUGGCGCUAACCACCUCCAUGCUCAUUGUGUGUGCUAUCAAGGGGCCGUCCUGGUACAAGCUCUUCCACAACUACCGUCAUCGGCGGCUAGACCCACAGGAGGAUGACGACGACAACUUUGUGUCAGCGGACUUCUCGGAGAUGGGAAGAUACCGCAACAAUCAGACCUUCAUCUUUGAUAGGCAGAACGGGCGAGGACAGGAGGAUGAGGACGAGGAUGGGUAUUUCGAGGAUCCAUACAUCAAGAGGGAAGAGUGA